CAAGACCUCUUGCUUAUGUCCAGAACAUAACACUGAGGAUGAGUUCUGAGACGUCAUCGAUGUUUAUGAAAAACGCCUGUUCACGUCCCCUCUUGCAAAUAACGGGAUAAAUGCAACAGGAGACAAUCUUUUUCCGUUUUAACCCGACUGGCACUCCCCUUUUCCUUUUUCUUGGGGAGGGUUUUUUGUCCAUUGGCGUCGCGAGGAGAGGCAGCUGGAGCCGAGGAAGAGAACGACAAAAGAGCGACAGUGUGACAUUAGAAAAAAAAAAGAGUUUGGAAUCCGUGUCAAGAUAAAAGAACAUCGCCCAGGGUGAAAUAGUAUACUUUUUAAUCUCUAAAGCGUCGGGACAUUGGAUGUGAGGUUUCGAGAAGAGUAGUGGCGAAGGAAUCAUCGGAUUUUAGCCAUGAAGCCCGCAUAACGAUUCACACCAGUGGGUGUCUGUCAAUCUGUUCUAAGGUAUGUCUUUACCAAUGCCCUCUGCAGGAAAGUGCAUGGAAUGGGCUUUAAAAGAAGACAGGAGAGACACUGAGGCAGUCUCAGGACCCUUCUUAUCCAGAUGAGAUAUUGCACAUGAUUUCAUUUAAUUAAUACAUAUCAUACAUCUUGUCCGGUUGCCAAGAUAGUUGCUUUUACGCAAGAGAUGUCCAUAGCUAUGAUGUUCAACUUGAUGGUUAUGACAUUAUCUGACACUAUGAGUUGUGUGUGUACAUGUCUGUGUAUGUCCUGCUCCUCACGCGCUAGCCUGCUGAGUGUGUGGGAACUGCUCUAUGGUAAUGCUCACAAUCUGCUCUUUGUCUUGUAGCGGCCUGCUGAGAGGAUUAAUAUAGCUAAUGAUCCCAUUAGCCACACAGCACCUCAGGAUGAAAGGGACAGGGUACAUACACAAUGUACACAGGGUACAUGCACAGGAUACACACAUAGGUUACCUACAGAGCCCAGGAUACAUAGGUCUACACAGGAUACAGUUGGUCGACCAUAAGCACAACUCUCACCCUAUCAUCAUUUCACCUUGACGACCUCAGAAUAAUCUUCAGGGUCCUUCAGGAUUACAUUGUUAACUGGACGCCUGGACUAAAUGGUGACCAGUCUCCCAGCGUCUCAGCCACACAGUCUUUCAGGCUCCCAGCCUCAUAGUUUGGAAGGAUUGAUCUCCCUGCUGAGUCGUUAUUUGGUCAGUGAAGCCUUCAACCCAUACACAGAAGAUGGGUACAACCCUGUCUGGCCUGUGUUUUGGUUUAACCUCUGAUCCAGGUCCUCAUGUUAUAUUAGUAGGACCCUGGUCAUGGAGGACACAGUGCUCCUGCAUGGCCUCAUGGGUGGAGUCCUCCUUCAGGAAGCUUUUUCUGGUUGUGUUUGUCUCGCUGGAUUCUCUGGCUUCGUUUUGAAAACUCUGAAAACACACAGGCUUUAUAAGGCAUGGACAAGUCUGUAUGGGGGAAAGAAUAUCCCUUUUACAUGUGCACACAUACGCACUCACACACACACACAUUUAUAGACACACGCACAGAUGGUUUUAUAUUCCUGGACCAAACUCCACAGUAGAAUUUCCUGUGUAGAGUCUGCCAUGAGACUUCCUGCAUUCAUGGUUGGGGUGUGGGUGGGGUUUAGUGUGGAAGGCUGUGUUCAUUUACUCUAGUCCGAUUGUUGUGGCUCGCUCACACAUUUGACUUGCUACUCUGAUCACAACACAUCAGCCUUACAAAGGUGGUGGGGUGGGCGCCACAGUCUUUGUCCUCAGUCUCAAGCAAUUGUCUGCUCUCACUCCAUAUCUCUUUGGUUGGGGCUCAUCCAACUGUACUCUGAUCUGAGAAGAGGGAAGUAAGCCGGGUAGUACGCGGGGGAGGGGGGGCGGAGGAGCACGGAGGAAGUGAAAGAGAUGUGUCCCGUCUAAUGACCUCCUCUUCUACUCUGGUUCUAGGAGGUUGAAAUGUGUUGAACUACCUCUGUACCCCCCCCCCCCCCUCUCCCCCUAAGUCAAAGCCAUUAUUCAACACUACAGGUGAGUACACACACAUGUUCCUGUAAGAUGUGACAUCACAAGCCCUCCUCCUCUUCUUCCCUUCCUCACUAACAACUCACUGACCUAAUAUCAUGUCGUGCUAGUGGUCCAGGACACUCAAAUGCAGGGUGAAAAGUAGUUAUUCUAGUGUAGUAGUGACUCAUGGUGCUAUGGGUUUCCCUCCUCUGUGCAGCACUCUAUGGUCUGAGAGGACACGCCUCCACAGGAAGCAGGAUGUUUACAGGGUCCACCAAGAACCCGCCUCCAAAAUCACCUCAGCCUGAGAGGCUGGACGAGGUGUAUGCUGCCUUACGGAGAGGCCUGCAAUCUUACUUGCAGGUGCACCAGUUGGAACUGGACAGUCUAGGUCAGCAGAUCAGAGAGAGCAAGCGGAAUGGACGGCUGGGCUUCCUGUAUGAGCUGGACAAGCAAGUUAAAGCCAUAGAGAGAUUCAUGCGCCACUUGGAGUUCCAUCUCAGCAAGGUGGAGGAGCUGUACGAUGCGUACUGUCUGCAGCGAAGGCUCCGUGACGGAGCCAGUAAGAUGGUGGCUGCCUUCAACUCUGCCAGCAAUAGCAAGGAGGCCCGCGAGAGUCUGAGUGAAGCUACUAGAGGCUACCGGGAGUACACUGAGCACAUGUGUUCUUUGGAGUGUGAGCUAGAAGGCCAGAUGGGAGAAUUUAAUAUCAAGAUGAAGGGUUUGGCUGGUUUUGCACGUUUGUGUGCAGGAGACCAGUAUGAGGUUCUGAUGCGUUUUGGCCGCCAACGAUGGCGGCUGCGGGGCCGAGUGGAAGUCGGCAGCCGACAGGUGUGGGACAGUGAGGAAUAUGUGUUCCUGCCCCUCGUCACGGAGAUGUUGUCAAUCAAGGUGACGGAGCUGAAGAGCUUAGCUAAUCAUGUGGUGGUGGGAAGCGUGUCCUGCGAGACCCUGGAGCUGUUCUGUCCUUUGCCGCAGACGGUCGCCGUGGAUAUCAACAACCUGGGAACGGUCAAGUUGAACUUGGAGGUCACCUGGAGCCCUUUCGAUAAAGAUGACCAGACCUCCUCCGCUAGCACUGUCUCCAAGCGGUUCCUGUCCAAUCAGAGUCCUCCAGACACACCAUCAAUGCGGGAGCAGGUGUUUUAUUCAUUGCUGAAGAGACAGGGAGAGCUGGAGAAUGGAACCGUCUGGUCCAACUCCUCAGAAUCCUCGGACGACUCGUCCAGCCCCGCCAUGGGUCAUCAAGCCCACAGGAUGAUGGCUUCCCACACUCUGCAGACCACACCAACCAUACAAAUCUCCUUCACCCCUCGCCAAUCAAGUUCCUCCAACCCUUCACUCUCCUCCAAUCAGGAGGACGAGGUGUGUGACAGCGCGGAAGGGUCUGGAGAGGUGGACUCAGGGAAGUGGGCAAUGCCAAACGGAAUUUUACAGUGUUCUCGGUCUCUCUGCAACAUCAAUGAGACUGGAAAAGACUCCACGUUGACUGAAAGGCCAUUAGCUCAAACAUCUAGCUCAUCCUUAACCAGAGAAAAGGCAGGCCAAACACAUCCUGAGGCCUCCUGUUUUGUCCUGAAGCCUGAAGCCUUGGACUUGUCUGAGUGUGGGGCCCUAAGUGAUCUGGUCCCUGCCUCAGCAAUACAGAUUGCAAUAGAUGCUGCAGCUGAAUUAGAGGCUGCAGCCAAAGUUGAAGUUGAUGUUAAAUCUGGGACCAGCAACAGUGCAGUGACAGUGGAGCUAAGGGAAGGGCUAUCUCCCAAAGAUGACCACCAAUCAAUUCAAUCACAAGAACUGGGAAAGGAAUUAAGGCAACCAGAAGACAUACUGACAGGUCGUUCUCACAGUCGCUCCUCCAGUUUCAGUCAAGAGGUUGAGACCGCCCUGGAAAGUUUUGACUUCCUCAACUGCUCUGACAUGGAUGAUGAAGAGGAGGAGGAAAGGGUCCUGGACCAGGAAGCAGAGCAGAGUGAAAACUAUUCUGAGAGGUCAUUUUCCUUCUCAUCCUUUCAUCGCCAGACGUCACCCCUCUGUGCACAGUUUAGUUGGGGCAGGUCAGACUGUGAUGGUGUGGAGGAGCUGGAGAUCUUCAUGGAGGCACCUGAAGGAUUUCGGAACUGUGACUGUUCCCCUAUAGAGGAUGACUGUAGUUCCCCAACACAGGUAGACUACACAGAGCACCUGAAGGCCUCCAUCCAGGAGGAGCCAAAGGAAGAAAACCAGAGUGAAGAGAACGGUCACGAGGAGGAGGAUGGGAAGGAGGUGAACCAUAAGGACAGAGAUGAUGAAAAGGAGGUCGAGGAGGAGCCGGAGCAAGAGCCAGGGGAGGAAUGUCAACAAAAGUCUGGAGAGGCAGUGGAGGAGGAACAGAAAGAGGAGGGGGCACAGGAAGAGGAGAAAGAGCAGAAGGAGAAAAUGCAGGAACAGGAAGAGGAAAUGCAGGAAGGAAAGGAGGAGGAGCACCUGACAAAGCUUGCAGGUGAGGAGGCAUCCUGUGACGAAGAGACACAACCGUCUACUUCCACCCAUCUUGCCACUACUGCCCUGCAACCAUAGAGAUUUCAGAGCCCAUCCACCCACCCCCAAGCGGUUCACACCACUGGUCACAUCCAGGUCAUUCCACUACCAGCUCAGACAAGCGAUAUCUAUCUUGCAGGUGGAGAUCGUGCUUAAUCUGAUACAUGGCCUUUCAUCCCCCACCUGCGGCUGACAAUCCUGAUCCAAAGUUAAAACAUGCACACACACAUGCAUUUAUGUACACAAACAUUUACACACAAACCCAACAGUGGAACCAGACUUGUCUGUCUACAGAAACUCUUCAGAAAGUGCCUGGACUGAUGAUAUAGAAAGAUUGUACAGUAUAUCAUUAAAUACAUGAAUGAAAUGACUUUUUAAGACAACCAGAGAGAAUUGUGAGCUCUCAAGAGUUUUCAUACAGUGUUUAUUUUCGGAUUGACUAACAGAUGGUCCAUCAUAAAAUAGCUAUAUACUGUUUCAUAUUACGAAAUGUUGGCCUAUGUCAUGCUUCCUGUUCUCAUAUGUUCAGUUUUGAUUAUAAAACCAUAUUGAUUAA
This is a messenger RNA of Hypomesus transpacificus, 5051 nucleotides long. Its product is annotated as rho family-interacting cell polarization regulator 2-like. Bases 2165 to 4534 code for a protein of 789 amino acids. Lineage: Eukaryota; Metazoa; Chordata; Actinopteri; Osmeriformes; Osmeridae. The record is from RefSeq and is a predicted model, not a curated record. The transcript has 16 exons.